AUGUCAGGCGAUGGAGUCAUUUAUAAUGUUUCCGUUGCAUUUGAAGGCACGGACGCAUCUGCGGGCGUGUCCCGACCGGAAUCCAAUCGUGACUUGCCCCAAAAACAAACAUCGACCAACACUCCUGCUCAACGCCGGCCACACCCUGUCGCCCACCGGUCGAAUGCGUACUGGAGAGGGCGGAGCAGUGGUGAGACCGGUGACAUGAGCGGGAACCCCGGAACGUCGACAAGCCAGUCCCUGAAAAGGGAUAGGCUUGACGACACCAUCUCGCCCCGGGGAGAAUACAAAAGACCACGGACAGACAGACAAACGCGCACAAGGGACUCUUACGCGAGAGUGACCCAACCACACCUAAGUGUGGCCGUCACCCUAGUGCCCAGAAGCGACAUGACCCAACCAGAGGCAAAUAGCGUCCAGGGUCAAAUCCAAAAAGAGAUCCUCGCUAUCUGCCUCAGAAAACCAGCGCCAGGAACGACACCAUAUGCCCCAUCCUUUGUAGGGAAAGCUUUUCUCAACGAAGGAGUGCUGAAACUGUGGUGUUACGACGACAAAGCCCUCUCUUGGCUCCAAGAAAUCGUACCUCGAUUGAAGUCGCCAAGGGAGGGCACGGGGCUCACGCUCAUAAGGCAGGCCGACAUACCAGUGCGGAUUAGGUCAGCACUAUACGUGCCUGACUUCACGGAGGAGAUAGCAAUACUCCAACAAAUGCUGUCCCUCCAAAACCCCUGGUACAAGGUCUCGUCGUGGACCCUGUACACAUAUAAAAGAACAAACAGCAACCCUCCGGGAGUGUUUCUAGUCCUAGGAAUACCCACGGAGCAGGUCGAAGACAUCCUGGCCAAGGGAAGGAGAGUCUCUUACUCCACCGGAUCUAUCUAUAUCCGGUUCUUCGACGGCGAAGGACUCAGCGACGUACCGCCUAAGAAGACCCCGGAGCCAGAAACGAAAAAUGACACAGCGACAACAAACCUCAAAGCCACUGCGCCCGGACCCUCCGUUGAAAACGCCUCCGAGGAUAUCGACGCGAUAGAAAUGGAGACCGGGACUAACCACCCAUCAAACAUGACACCAUGGGAGGGGGUGGCCGAGACUGAGACUGACGAUGACGAGAAUGCAAACGAGGCGAGGAUACAAGAGUUGCUAAAAGGAUGGGCCCCUGAGGCCGACCUUUAA
This is a messenger RNA of Pararge aegeria (speckled wood butterfly), 1176 nucleotides long. RefSeq lists its product as uncharacterized. The transcript has 2 exons. Lineage: Eukaryota; Metazoa; Arthropoda; Insecta; Lepidoptera; Nymphalidae. Bases 1 to 1176 code for a protein of 391 amino acids. The record is from RefSeq and is a predicted model, not a curated record.